GGGCUAAUACUAAAGUAGUAAGAUAAAGUGCCAGGCAGGUUGUGUUGCGUCUGGGACCACAAGCGCAGCACAGCAUACAUCCUGCAGCGCUAACCUAGCUUACAUUACCUAACGCUACAAUGCUCUCCAUCUCAUCCACUCUAAUCAAGAACACUCGUGUGGUCCAGUGCGCGAGGCUGCUGCACACGUCUUUGGUCGCCAAUAUGCCAAUUCAGGUUGGUGAAUCUCUCCCUGCAGUGGAGGUCCAGGAAAAUGAACCAGGAAACAAAGUUUCUAUGGAUCAGCUCUUCAAGGGGAAGAAGGGAGUCCUCUUUGCUGUACCUGGAGCUUUCACCCCAGGAUGUUCAAAGACUCAUCUCCCAGGUUUUGUGCAGCAGGCUGGAGACUUGAGGAGUAAAGGCAUUCAGGAGGUUGCAUGCAUUUCUGUCAACGAUGCAUUUGUCAUGGCUGCAUGGGGAAAAGAGCACGGGACAGAUGGCAAGGUUCGAAUGCUGGCUGAUCCUACAGGAGCUUUUACAAAGGCGGUUGACCUGUUACUUGACAGUGAUCAGAUUGUGCAGGUACUUGGGAACAAGCGAUCCAAGAGAUACUCCAUGCUGGUGGAAGAUGGGGUUGUGAAGAAGAUCAGUGUGGAGCCUGAUGGCACUGGACUGACCUGCAGCCUGGUCUCCAAUAUUCUGUCUGAUCUGUAGACUUAUUUAGAUCUUCUUAACCCAAAUUACAGGCACUGAGUCACUGUAAAAGUUGCACUUACAAAACCCAGUACAAACCUCGUCCACCACUCUCUUUUUCCUGAAGACGGAUGCAAAAAUGAAAAAAAGCCAGAGGCUUAUUAAUGCGCACAACUUUGAAUUGAAUGGUUAUCCAAAUGAAUCACAACAAUCCUCUGUAUACAUUUACUCCUAUCAAAAUAAAGAUCAUCCUGAAGGCAAUAA
Cheilinus undulatus (humphead wrasse) is the source of this 935-nucleotide messenger RNA. It is a transcript of the gene prdx5, whose product is annotated as peroxiredoxin 5. The transcript has 6 exons. NCBI's taxonomy places the organism in Eukaryota, Metazoa, Chordata, Actinopteri, Labriformes, Labridae. The record is from RefSeq and is a predicted model, not a curated record. Gene Ontology annotation, cellular component: mitochondrion; peroxisome; cytoplasm. Gene Ontology annotation, molecular function: thioredoxin peroxidase activity. Bases 120 to 692 code for a protein of 190 amino acids. Gene Ontology annotation, biological process: hydrogen peroxide catabolic process; cell redox homeostasis; cellular response to oxidative stress.